Caenorhabditis remanei is the source of this 1386-nucleotide messenger RNA. RefSeq lists its product as uncharacterized. The transcript has 4 exons. Bases 1 to 1386 code for a protein of 461 amino acids. The record is from RefSeq and is a predicted model, not a curated record. NCBI's taxonomy places the organism in Eukaryota, Metazoa, Nematoda, Chromadorea, Rhabditida, Rhabditidae. Gene Ontology annotation, biological process: embryo development. Gene Ontology annotation, molecular function: protein binding.
AUGUUGGGUAAACUAUCUCGUAUAUUGCCUAGCAUUCAACGAGCUUGUAAAAAUCUACCGUUUCGAAGUAAGAACAGUAAAAAAGGGAAAAAGUCGUUCCCGCUUCUGUCACUCCCAUCGUUGAUAUUGGAGAAGGUUUUCAAUCAAACGGAGGCAAUCGAUUUAUUGAAUCUUACUGCUUGCUCAAAAAACGCGGGAAGAGCUGUCAAAAUCACCUCGAAAAGGAACUCUGCAAAAACCUGCCUUCUUCAUCUUCGGUAUCCCAGACCAAGCAUCACUAUCUCAUUUUACGGAUUUCGCAAAAACCUGGUAUGGAUGUUUGACAAAGAAGAAAAGCUGACAAAAAAGCAUGUUCAAGAAGAGAAGACUCUAUCUGGAUACCUAUUCAACACUUAUCGUGAGAAAAAGAAGACUCGUCAUGUCAUGUGUAGAAAUGAGAAUGUUCGAGAGGGAUUCAUCAAGAUUUUGGAUCAUUUUCUGCAAGUUUUCACCGUCCCCAUACAAAUAGUGGUUGAACCAAACCUUGGAGACUUGAUGACCCUUUUCAAUCAUCCUCUAUUAUUGAGAUGUUCGGAAUUAGAACUAACUCGUGGAUACAAACAGUAUCAUUUUGGAAGGGAGGAGCUGAAUGCAAUCUGCAAGAAAAUUCAUGUCAAAGACAGAUUCAGAGUGGAUGUGGACACCGGUUCAACUAAUUUACGACAGAUAUUCUUUGUUGAAAACUUCUCGAUAUGCAAUGCGAAUUGGAUGUGUUCUCACGACUUGCUCAAUUUGGAUUGCCGCACUGCCAAAUUCAAACGACAUGCCUUCAAAAUUGACGAAAUUGAGGAUUAUGCAUUAAAGUGGCUAUCAAAACCACACAAACCGAAGUUGGAAAGGAUGGAAUUCGCUUGGGAUCCUCUGGAAGAAGUUUGGUUUGAUAAAUUGAAAACAAUGGAGUGGGACAAAACACGUCGAUCAAAGUGUUGCAUGAAAAGUGAACUGCUGACGUCUGGAACAUAUGAUUGCUCAGCGGCAUUUGACUUCAUACGGAAAGAUGGCUUGCUAGCGAGUAUCGGUGUUGUUGACGAUGUUGGUGGGAGUAUUCUACUGUUCCAUGUCUGGCAUGACCGUUUUCCAACCAAAACUCAGCAAGAUCUUCUACAAAAAAAAUUGGCUGGUUUGUACACUGAACUACCGGAAGUCAACGAACUCUACGGGGUCGGAAGUGUUGCUGAACGGGAAUUGCAGAACCCAAAGUUAUCAAUUGAACGGUUCCAAGAACUGCUUAAUGAGACGUACACUCAUAGAAUCGCACUCUUUAACAGCUCUCCUGAGUUGGAGUAUUGGUACGGUUUCCAUAAUCAAAUUUUGAAUGUGAUGAAAGAUAUAAGAUUUUUGGUUUAA